Exophiala aquamarina CBS 119918 is the source of this 364-nucleotide messenger RNA. RefSeq lists its product as uncharacterized. The record is from RefSeq and is a predicted model, not a curated record. Lineage: Eukaryota; Fungi; Ascomycota; Eurotiomycetes; Chaetothyriales; Herpotrichiellaceae. The transcript has a single exon. The annotation marks the transcript as partial.
CUACUGGAGAAAGCGCAGCCUGUUCCAAAGGACUCGUUAUUUCAUGACGACCUAUUCAACUCAACCUUCCGUAAGGUACGGAACAGAAAUGAAAUCCGGGUUAUCCGAGGCACUUCUCAGCUGAUUGUGCCCCCUACAGAAAUCUUUACGACAUAUGGUGCUAGUGCCCUUGAUUGCUUCAUUAAUCAUGGAAGGGUGGAACAACUCCAUUCCAUUAACGAAAAUAAGCACGCAACCUGAUUACUCUGUCGAGUUCCACCGAGAAGCAUUCACCGAGACCCAACUUCAGAAAAUAUAGCAGUUUGUGGGCGACCUCACCGACAACUCCUUCAUAGGGACAUGGCACAUGUACUUUCCCAUCUUU